GUCUGGGCACCACUACUAGAGAGGAAUAGAGAUGCAAGGAAGUGGCAUACUAGACCGUUUCCAUAUUUUAUGGCAUUGCAGGAGGUUUAUGAGGGGAGAUAUGCUGAAGGCAAACGAUCUCGUGGUAUAGAAGAUUAUGAAGAUAUCUCCCAAUCACCAGUGCACACCCCAACUCCAAGUGUUUUUACUCCAAACGAUUCAAGGCAACAAUCACCUACACACGAGACUGAGGAUGAUGAUAUCAUGCAAGUGGAACCGCCUAGUUCUCAACCACGGAAUCCUCACACUCAAAGUUCAAGCAAUGAAAUUCUACGGGGACUAAGAGAUCAAGAUGGACACAGAAGAAAAAGGGAACGAAAAGGGAAAAAGCCGCAAGAUUCAUCAUUCAAUAUGGAUAAAUACAUUGCAUUUCGAGAGCGCGAGAACAAAGAAUAUCUUGAAGUUCUCAAGGGCACUCAAGUUGUGGAGAAACACACAAUAGAAGAUUGCAUGAAGGUGUUUAAUGAAAUGAGUGGCAUUUUCACUGAAGAAGAAAUGUUCAAAGCUACCCAAAUUUUCAUUAAAGAUAAGAGUUAUCGUGAACUCUUCUUAUGUCUUCAAGAAGAUCAUAAAGUGCCAUGGCUCAAAAUGAUGUUCUCUAAAAUUGAGUAGAAGAUGAUUAUGAACUUGUUAUCCUGAACUUGAAUGUUUU
Messenger RNA from Dioscorea cayenensis subsp. rotundata (Guinea yam), 691 nucleotides. RefSeq lists its product as uncharacterized. The transcript is spliced from 3 exons. The record is from RefSeq and is a predicted model, not a curated record. Bases 70 to 651 code for a protein of 193 amino acids. NCBI's taxonomy places the organism in Eukaryota, Viridiplantae, Streptophyta, Magnoliopsida, Dioscoreales, Dioscoreaceae.